UUCUCUCACAUAAUUCUCAAGCGUGCGCGAUAUAUUCUAUUUCCACUCUCUCCCGCAGGAAUCUCGUUUCAUCUCGCGAUCCCGGGUCGCGAUGAAUUUUGUCCCGUUAGGUGUAAUUGUAUCUUAAUCGCAAAUUCUCGAUUGUCAUCCUAAAGAAGCUUGUGAAUAAAUUAUAAAACUUCCCGCGAUAUCUCUCCCGCGGUUCUCCGUCGCGACGAAGGUAGAGACCCAGACAGCGCAAUCCACUAAAAGGUGUCUUAAAUACUACGUCAAAAAGCUCUGCCACUCCUCUGAACGUCUUUUGGACGUCUUUCGGACGUCUUUGAGACAUCUUUUAGUAAUUUGUGCCGUCUGGAUAAACUGUCCCGCAAAUUCCUCGACUUUUUUCAGACAGAGCGCAAGAGACAGGGAGAAUGAGGGAAGAGAAAUGGCGCGCUGAAGGUCCCGAAGCUGUUUCUCCAAAUUCGCCGCCAAUCGAUCCGACACGCAAGUCGAUUUUGAGGGAUUUUCAAUUCACCAUCGGCUGCACGGCUGGUGACGUUUCCCUACGGCGUUGAUUGAUCUCUCGCCCGCGAAUGCUUCACGCUGCGAGCAGUGGUGAGGAGGAUCGGAGCGGCUCUCUCGACUAUGAGUGGGUACGAGCGGAAUCUCGUACAGCACGCCGAACAGUUCGAAUCUCGCUUCCCCGCGACGACGGUCGCCCGUGCGCUCUACCACGCUCGCCUCGCUCGAAUUUCGAUCUUCGAUCAUGAUACGCGGACGGACGAAGACGUGCAGGUGAAACGUGUCGUUACCCGCCGCGUUACCUGCUCGCCGACUCGCCUGUCUCGCUUUCAUAGAAAACAGGAGGGACACGUGUCGUUGCGUAAGCAAGAGGGGACCGAGAAGAAGAGAGUAAAAGUAAAUCGACGUCGAAGCCGGGAUUUCUUUCGCCGGGAAUAUCUUUCGUUGGUGGUGACAAAGUUUGUGCGAAGCUCGUGGAGGGUUUAAUCGAAGCUGGUUCCCAGCCGGAUCGUGAGAGGCAAGAUGUGGCAAAAUCUAAAGUGCGUCGAUGACUUCUUGAACCGUGCGUUUCACAAAUUAGGCCUCAUCGUCGGCCGGCACCCGGGCUACUUCGUGAUCGUACCAUUGUUGUUGGCCUGCAUAUGUUUCACCGGCUAUCAAAGGAUACACUAUGAAAUCGACCCGGAAUACCUAUUCUCGCCCAUCAACGGGCCCGGCAAGACCGAACGAGCGGUGGUCGAGCAGUACUUCAAAGUCAACUAUAGCUAUCAAUUCGAUCUUAGUCGUAUCACCAGACCAGGCCGAUUCGGCCACGUCAUUGUGAUUCCCAAGGAUGGCGGGCACAAUAUGCUGAAGAAGGAGAUUUGGCAAGAGCUGAUGGAACUCGAUCGGAUUAUUAAGGACAUCAAAGCCGAGUAUGAGGGCGAAACGUUCACUUACCAGCAAAUCUGCGCACGAUGGCUCGACGAGUGUUUCGGAAACGAUAUUCUAGACCUGCAGCUAGUGAUAACCGAGGUGGAAAGUGGGGAUCUCAAUCUCACGUUUCCGAUUAUGUUGAAUCCGGUCACGUUGGAUGCUCUUGUGUUUCCGGUGUUCUUCGGCGGAACCGUCAUCGAUAACGGUGUGAUAAAAUCGGUGCCCUCGGUGCAGCUCGCCUACUUCAUUACCGUCGACAGUCCGCGACAAGACGCAAUCGGGGCCGCCUGGGAGGAGGCGUUUCUGGAAGUCAUCGGCAAGGUCGAGGAUGAAGGUGCGUUCAAGCACAUUAGCACCGCGAGAUUCGCCUCGAGGACCCUCGAGCUGGAACUGGAGGCCAAUACGAAGACGGUCGUGCCGUACUUUGCCAGCACGUUCAUCAUAAUGGGUCUGUUCUCGGUCGUGACAUGCAUGAUGACCGAUUGGGUGCGCAGCAAACCUUGGCUUGGUUUGCUGGGUAACAUCUCGGCCGCCAUAGCGACCGUCGCUGCUUUCGGAUUGUGUAUGUAUCUGAGGAUAGACUUCAUCGGCAUCAACCUCGCCGCGCCGUUCCUCAUGAUCGGAAUAGGCAUCGAUGAUACUUUUGUCAUGUUAGCGGCUUGGAGGAGAACGAGCAUCAACAAACCGGUGCCAGAAAGGAUGGCAGCAACAUUGAGCGAGGCAGCUGUUUCCAUCACCAUCACAUCACUAACGGAUAUGAUAUCCUUUUUCAUCGGCAUUAUGUCGCCCUUCCCUUCAGUCAAGAUUUUCUGUAUUUACUCAGGUUUCGCGGUAGUUUUCACUUUCCUGUUUCACAUAACGUUCUUCAGUGGAUGCGUCGCGAUCAGCGGUUAUUGCGAACGAAAAAAUUUGCACAGCGUCAUCUGCUGCAAGGUGCAGCCUUUAUCUAAAUCCACUCAUCGGUCGUGGUUCUACAGAGUGCUAUGCUCCGGCGGAAUUGAUCCUGACGACCCUCACAAUCCGAUCGACAAUCCCGAGCACGGAUGCAUGACUUGGUUUCGCGAUUAUUUAGCGACCGCGCUAAACUAUCGUCCCGUGAAAGCGUUCAUCAUCGCCAUUUUUAUCUGCUAUCUUUUCGGCGCCCUAUACGGACUUACGACCCUCCAGGAAGGUCUGGAACGACGCAAACUCUCGAAAGAGGAUUCCUACUCGAUCGCCUUCUACGACCGCCAAGACAUUUACUUCAGGGAGUUCCCUUACAGGAUACAAGUUGUGGUGACCGGCGAUUACAACUACAGCGAUCCGGUGAUCCAGACACAGAUGGAGAACCUGACGAGGAACUUAGAAUCGAGCAAGUACAUCAGCGCGCCGAUCUACACCGAGAGUUGGCUGCGCAAUUUCCUGAUAUAUAUAUCGACCGAAGAGAGCUACCUAAACGUCAGCAUUGACAACGAGCCUAACUUCAUCAAGGUGCUGAAGGAGUACUGGCUGCACGACACCAGCGUCUAUUCUCUCGACGUGAAGCUCGACGCCGCGAAGGAGAAGAUCGUAGCGAGCCGGUUCCUGAUCCAGGCGGUGAACGUGAGCGGUACUAAUCAGGAAAAGGACAUGGUGAAGGAGCUACGCGGCAUCUGCGACGAGUCACCCCUGAACGCCAGCGUGUUCCACCCCUACUUCGUCUUCUUCGACCAGUUCGAGCUGGUACGGCCCACCAGCAUCCAAUGCAUGAUCUUCGGCGCGCUCGUCAUGAUGUUCAUCAGUUUCAUCUUUAUCCCCAACAUUUUGUGCUGCUUGUGGGUCGCCUUUUGCAUCGUAUCGAUCGAGCUGGGUGUCGCCGGCUACAUGGCGCUGUGGGGUGUCAAUCUCGACAGCAUCUCCAUGAUUAACUUGAUCAUGUGCAUCGGCUUCAGCGUCGACUUCACUGCGCACAUCUGCUAUGCCUAUAUGAGCUCGAAGCGGACCUGGCCGGAGGACCGGAUGAAGGACAGCCUGUAUAGUCUCGGCUUGCCGAUCGUCCAAGGCGCCGCCUCGACGAUUCUCGGCCUGGUUGCACUCCUAUUGGCCGGCACUUACAUCUUCCUCGUAUUCUUCAAGAUGGUCUUUCUGGUGAUCUUCAUCGGCGCGAUGCACGGUCUGUUCCUGUUGCCGGUAUUGUUGUCCAUCUUCGGGCCAGGUGCCUGCACCAGUCACCCGGACGAGCCUGAAGACACGGAGAACGCGAACGGUGCGCAAGAAAAGGAGACGACGAACAAAUUUCAACAACCUUUCGUGAUUCCACAUCCUCAUCUAGUCUAUUACACCGCGGGUGCGGUCAAGCCGCUCCAGGACAGCCCGGCGACCAGCAUGGCAGCCUUCGAAGAACGGGAUCCUGGUCUGGGUACCAGCGAGGACAGCAACUCGACCGAGAGCGGCUCCUCGCAGAGCAGGAGACGCCAAUGCAAGCAGCAGGAGCAACAGGACCAGCCGCCGAGUCAGGCUCGCCACGAGAUGUGGAGGAGGUCGAUUGGCGUUCUCUACGGCCUGUCGCAGUUUCAAUCCAACGAGCCGCCGCAUCCGGCGCCAGAUUACCCCGGCGCCGUGACGGAUAAUCCCCAAUCGUCCGGCGAAAAUAGCAAUUCACGAAUGCCUUACCUGGGACCCUACGUCGUGUACCGUCAGCCGAGUCAGUUGCCGCGAGACUACAAACGUAGCAGAUCUUAUCACAAUCUGCAGCAUCCUACGUCGACGCGGUAUCCAACGGAUCCUCGGUAUCCUUAGAAAAAAGGGGGAGUCUCGUGAGAGUGUAAAAAAGAAAGAUAUCGACGAAAGAGAGAGAACGAAGUGAGAAGUCCCUCGCUUGAGAAUUCGGCCCCUUGAAGCAGUAUGAUGGCGAUACUUAGCUGAGAUAUUUCGUUAUCGUAAAAUCUUGACGUAGAAUAAGCUACGACAAUUCGAAUAACGCGAUAACACGAAGGGAUGGGAAGAGAAAUAGGAAACACAAAGGGGAGAGAAUGUCAGGUGGCGUUCACUAUGUUUAUUUGUGAGUUACGACUCACAUGUUUCAGGGGCCUGAGUUUUAAGAGUCGGAGUUCAACGAUGUGAUCUUGAAGACUUUUUAUACAAUAAUGCUUACUACGAAAUAAUAGCGGAUCUAAGCGGCGUUAAAAUUGUGUGACAUUGCGUUUGUAGAUGAUAUCUCGCGAUAUCGAUGCUUCAACAUUACUUGAAGAACCAAGUAUUGUAACAGAGUGUCCUAAGAAGGAUGUGUAUCAAUUAGGCAGGUAUGAUACAUCACCAAAACAGUAAUGGCAUUCUCUCCAAAGAAUUUAAGGGAUAUGAAUGCUCUGUCAUCGUAGGUAUAGUCGAAAGGACAGAUCUGUCAAAUCUUAAAUCUCUCGAGACUUAUCGAUUCUUAGAUCUUUAGCAUCGUAAAUUCACACUCGUCCAUAUAUUGUUACCGUAUAUGUAAUUAUAAUAUUGUAACUGUAGCACUGAAUGUAGCUAUAUGAUCUUAAGUUUUGUUCAUCUAAUAUAUAAGCGAAGCGAACGUAAAGUGAAGAUUAGAUAGACACACAUAGUGCUAAAUAUACGGUGAAAAUACAGGACAUAAACUCGAACACAAGUUUUCACAAUUCUUGAAUUGAUUCUUGAAAAUGCUUUUGCAUUUGGAUAAAUUUCUAUUCGAUUCCGACCAGUAGAUUAACGUAGAUUCUCAGAUCAUAAAUCGAUAUCGAUACGUUAAUCCAUCCUUCUACUAUCACAGAUUUCAGAUGACACAAAAUAUCGCAGAAUCAUUCCGAAUGUGCCCAGGAUGUUCUGGGAAAUAUCUUAGGACAUCCCGGUGUAUCCAGGAUGAUCUCAGAAUGUUGUCCGCUAUCUGGGAUUCCUCACUUUUGUGUUGGCGUACAUAUUUUAUAUUGCGCCCUUCGCAGCCAAAGGAUUAAUCUCGUAGCACUCGGGUUAUGCAAUUCUCCGUGUAAGGAUAAUGCACUCAUUCGAAAAGGAUAGAGUCGAAAUGACGAUGACUCGUUCGGGCUCACGUUAGUUGUUAAGAAUAGCUCAAACCGAACGAUAUAGCAUAUAUAAAAAUACAUAUAUAUAUACAUAUAUAUACAUAUUCAUAUAUAUAUGCUCAAUAUAUUAAUCAAAACCAAAAUAUGUCUCACGACAUAAUAAUUAAGUAUCCAAGGCGUCUUGUUCGAUCGACGUAUGAAUUGUCCCAGUCUCACGUCGAGCAGCAUGUAGUGCCUUAAAUUAGCAGGUUUUUUUUUUAUUGUAUAAUAAAGUCGAACAAUUUAGUUUGGCAGGUGGUUUGAACAAUGUUAUGUGGGAAACAAAAAUUUAUUUCAUUUAAGAAGUAGUAAAACUUUUUACUGUUUCUUAAAGAAUUAUAGCUUCAAAGUUAUGUUGCGUUUUAUAGACGUUUUAUAGUCAUUUGAUAAAUAAUAUUAAAGAUUGCUAUUCUUGACAUAUUUAGGGAUCAUUGUAAAGAUAUCCUAAAUUUGUAAGACUUCAUGUUUCACGCAGAAACGUUUUUGGAAGUCUUACUUGAGGGUUUUUACAUUGUUUAAAAAUUUAUUCAACUGUUUAUCUCAUAGUAGAUGUGGAAUACUCAGGAAGGAGUCAAUAAGUCGUCCUUACGAGCGUUCCAUUCGACGAACGAGCUGUUCAUUAUGUUACAAGAAUGAAUAGCAAUUACAUUACUUAUCUUAGGACGAGAUAAUAACGGAAAUACGUGUGGGUGAAUAUACUUGAAGAAGCUUUUUCAUAAUUAACGAUGUACAGAUAACUCCUUCUUCGCUUCGCGAUUUCAGAGUGCGUGUUUUUUCAUAUUUAUGAAUGCGAGAGAGAGAGAGAGAGAGAGAGAGAGAGAGAGAGAGAGAGAGAGAGAGAAAGAGUGAAUAUAAGAAACAAACAAUAUUGUAACUAAUAACAAACAUGAAGGUUUGUUGUUGUUAGAAAGAAUAAUUAAUAUAGAAAAUAUAUUCUGGCAAGAGAAAGUCUUUUAAA
Odontomachus brunneus is the source of this 6408-nucleotide messenger RNA. It is a transcript of the gene Ptr, whose product is annotated as patched domain-containing protein 3. The transcript is spliced from 9 exons. Lineage: Eukaryota; Metazoa; Arthropoda; Insecta; Hymenoptera; Formicidae. Bases 1027 to 4176 code for a protein of 1049 amino acids. Gene Ontology annotation, cellular component: cytoplasmic vesicle membrane; plasma membrane. The record is from RefSeq and is a predicted model, not a curated record.